Branchiostoma belcheri (Belcher's lancelet) is the source of this 3470-nucleotide messenger RNA. RefSeq names its product sodium/potassium-transporting ATPase subunit beta-1-interacting protein 2-like. The transcript is spliced from 8 exons. Gene Ontology annotation, biological process: regulation of sodium ion transport. NCBI's taxonomy places the organism in Eukaryota, Metazoa, Chordata, Leptocardii, Amphioxiformes, Branchiostomatidae. The record is from RefSeq and is a predicted model, not a curated record. The coding region runs from base 100 to 714 and encodes 204 amino acids.
CUCCGCCCUGAGUGAAGCGGUAUAAACAGAAAAGUUUGAGGUUGACCGUCGGACGGCAAAAACGACACGAAAAAUCGCGGAUUUUCCCCAGUUUUCACCAUGAGCUGCUGUAGUGGGAGGUGUACACUCAUAGCGUUAUGUUUUCUACAGUUGAUUGCUACAGUAGAGAGACAAGUGUUUGACUUCCUGGGCUACAUGUGGGCUCCCAUCAUUGGGAACUUCUUCCAGAUCAUCUGUGUCAUACUGGGACUGUUCGGCACCUAUCAGUACAGACCAAGAUAUAUUGUGGUGUACUGUACGUGGGGAGUUCUGUGGGUGGCCUGGAACAUUUUUGUCAUCUGUGUAUACCUGGAACUGGGCAGUCUCACUGUAGAAACGCCAGCGCUGACGCUGGGCGCGCCACAGAGCAUCAGCUGGUGGCGGGAGCACGGGAUUGGCUGUCAGGUCUCCAACUCCACAGCAGCGUCGACCAAUCCCGUCGUCUCCGGCUGCCUGCUGGACUUCACUUAUGUAGAAAUGAUCCAUGCUGCAAUUCAAAUUUUACUGGCUAUCAUAGGGUUCAUCUACGGCAUCUAUGUGGUGUACAUGUUCACAGAAGAAGACGACAGUUUUGACUUCAUAGGUGGUUUUGACUCGUACUCAGCGUACCAGGCUCCACAGAAAACCUCCCACAUGCAGCUGCAGCCCAUGUAUGUUACCAGUUCUACUUGUUAGUCACAGGUGAAGGGAAAAACUUCUUUCUCUGGAGGGACGGCCCAGCAGUGGAAUAGAUGUGGAAAACUCCCCACCCUUCAUCUAAAGUAACAACCCACACUACAGGAGGGCAGGCUGACUGUGUAACCUUACACACACAACUGUGAUCUCUCUCCCAGCGCAUGCUGUCCACCCCCAUUUGUCUAAUUCGGAUGGUCCAGAAUGUGUGACCACUUGUAGUAACUAGUGUAGAUCUGGGCAAUACUACUGUCGAAGCGGGGGUGUUUUUUGCCCCUGAUGUUCUUUGUAUAUAUGUAUGUCUCUGGCCUGAACCAUUACAGUAGCAAUAGGGUAGUCGUAACUGUUGGCAUUUUUGGACCAUUCCACUUUCAAAUGGGGAGGUACAGGUCUUCUGUUGUGGGAAAGGGAAAAAUUUGGUGCUGCAUAUGACAAAAGAAAGAGUGUGUGCUUAAUGAAAAAAGUUGGUAUUAAAUUAAAAGUGGCACCGUCCAAGAUAUUUUUGGUUAACAAAAAAAGCACAUACCUCAUAUAAUUGAAAAUACUAUUCGUAGACAAAAAAAAGUAGAGAAAGCCUAUUACAGAAUCUAUGUAUAUCUAUGGCUGAAGAUUUAAGAAUACAGGAAUCUUUCCACCAAAGUUAAAAUCAACUUCAUUGUGAGAAAUAGUUUAAACUUUAAAAGAAGAGAGGAUAUGGUAGUACUCUGUACGGCUGAGUCGAAAUAGUACAGAAAAAAAGUAUAAAAGAAUGACAGGGAAAAAGAAAAAGUAUGUAUAAGAUUGAAACAUUAUAUAGGGAAAGUCUGAAGGGUAUUGGCCAAAGUGUGUACAUGUAUAUGCAGGAAUGGUCUAUGAUCAACGUCAGGGUAGGAAGACGUGAAGAAAAGACAAUUUUGCAGACUCUGAGUUUCUUACAGUUAAAUCUACACAGUAUAGGGUUGAAUAAAGUAAAUGGAAGCAGAGAGGUACAAUUACAAGUACAUGUGUGCAUGAAAGAGAGUUGUCUUGUAUGAACUCAGUUUGAACACAGUAUCUUUUGUCAGCAAUUCUAAAUAGUGGACUUUUUGUACAGAAUACUGUCACUGAUAUUACUGUAGGUUGUUUGCGUUGAUUAAACCCUACCAGUGAGUCUUGCCUACUUAUGGACAUAACUGCAUAAGUGAAGAAGGUUUGAAAAUGUUUUGAGGCCACACCAAUAUAUUUCCUUGGUUCCAGACAUUUCAAAGUACAAAUGUAGCAUGAAGACAAAACACAAGACAGAAGGCUGGGUGGAAAACUUGCAUUUGCCUAAUAAUAUAUCUAGUAGGCUUUUUUGUCAAAAUUUUUGGUGUAGUCUUUUUUGUCAGACUCUGCUAAUUUUUUAUCACUGCAGUCAAGGAUCUCAUUUUUAAGACCCAACAAAUUGAAUUGGUGUGGCCUAAGAGAAACAUUUGGGUUUGAAUGGAAGAAAAUUGGCAGUUGGGAAUUACGAUGAUUGUAGCAGUUUUUCUGUUAUUAUUUCUCUGUUGUCUCGAGAUGUGGUCUAUUAUAUAGAUGCACCACAGGCAGAUCAAUGAUUGUAACAAUGAUGUCAAAUUUAUUUUGUAAUGAGUUGUACAGAUGUUUUCAGGACAGUGUAUAUGUUUAUUAUUCUGUAGGUUUUACUAUAAUUGUGAGUUUUAAGUACUGUACCUCUUUGUUGUAGUUAAAUGUUAUUACAUUGGAUAUAAGAUUCAUAUACUCAAGAUAAUUUAGCACUAGAAUGGCUUAAGUUUUAGAAUUGAGAGGUCAUUUCUCAGUGUUAUUUGUUGAAUUCUGUCUUUAUUGCCUUGUUUCGUGCAUAAUUCUGUAUUGUAUAGUGGUUAUUGUUUGCUUGUAGUGCUUCUGGAGUUUUCGCUGUACUGGAAUGCCGGCUAUCAGUCAGUGGUGGUACUGCAUCAAGAGUCAAGGCAAUUUUAAAUCACACCAACCUAUCAUAUUCUGUUAUUGCACUAAAGAUAUCAGCAAUGGUACCAGUUGGCUUUCAGAUGAAUUGCUGAUUAAGUAAGUUCUGAAGUUCUCCUAAGGACCAUGUUUCAUGUUAUAUGUUGCGAUCGUAGAAAAAUGAACAGUAUUUUCCUUUGUUUUUGCAGUUGCUUGCACUUUGCCAAACCAAUGAUCAAACUAUGAAAAUUUUGCAUAAAUAUAGUAAAUAUUCUGUCGGCAAUCGUUCAAACACAUUUUACAAGUUUCAACAUUCAACUCGUGCUACAUGUAGCAUUUGCUCUGUUUCUAAGUAUGUCGGUAAAAAAUUAGAAAAACCGUCUUUUUAGCAUAGGUGAAAAUCCAACUGCCAGUAAUGAGUUCAUUUCAAUUAAAGAUACUUAAAUUUGCUCUGGAAUCCAUCUAAAUCCCAUUAUCUUGAUUCUUGUAGCUACUAGUUUUCUAUUUGUGAAUGAAUAGAAGAGUUCUACUGGCUACACUAGAGGUAGAGACCAUUCUAAUAUUAACCUUCUCCCUGCUGUAUUAGACUUUCAGCACCAAAUCUAUGUUGGUCGCAGGGUUAGGCGGCAGGGAGAAGGUUAAUUUGCUUCAGUUUCUUGUGAAAUUACUGGCAAAAAUUCUUGUUUCUCGGUUGAAACAUUAAAAGUUGAGGAAUUAGAGAGAAGAGACGAUAGUUAAACUGUGAGAUGUUGGAAAGGUUUGUACAUUUAACAAAGUCUGUGUGGACACGUUUGUAAGUUUGUACUCUUUCCAUUGUACAUUUGUAUAAUGUAAAUACAAUUUGUGCUUUGCUAAAA